GUUACAAUGUCUGGCCGCGGCAAGGGGGGAAAAGGUCUAGGUAAAGGAGGUGCUAAGCGGCACAGAAAGGUUCUACGUGAUAAUAUCCAAGGUAUUACUAAGCCAGCUAUCCGCCGCCUGGCUCGACGGGGCGGUGUCAAACGUAUUUCUGGGCUGAUCUACGAGGAGACCCGCGGGGUGCUCAAGGUUUUCCUGGAGAACGUGAUCCGGGAUGCCGUCACCUACACGGAGCACGCCAAGAGGAAGACUGUCACCGCCAUGGACGUGGUAUACGCUCUCAAACGCCAGGGCCGUACGCUCUAUGGUUUCGGCGGUUGUUUGCUUCUUAAAUUGCCCGCAACACUAAAGGCCCUUUUCAGGGCCACCCACAAUUUCACUUGA
Messenger RNA from Tachyglossus aculeatus (Australian echidna), 381 nucleotides. RefSeq names its product histone H4-like. Gene Ontology annotation, cellular component: nucleosome. Gene Ontology annotation, molecular function: structural constituent of chromatin; protein heterodimerization activity; DNA binding. The record is from RefSeq and is a predicted model, not a curated record. The transcript has a single exon. Bases 7 to 381 code for a protein of 124 amino acids. Gene Ontology annotation, biological process: nucleosome assembly. Lineage: Eukaryota; Metazoa; Chordata; Mammalia; Monotremata; Tachyglossidae.